This is a messenger RNA of Phycomyces blakesleeanus NRRL 1555(-), 595 nucleotides long. Its product is annotated as cyclophilin. The coding region runs from base 6 to 500 and encodes 164 amino acids. Gene Ontology annotation, molecular function: peptidyl-prolyl cis-trans isomerase activity. Lineage: Eukaryota; Fungi; Mucoromycota; Mucoromycetes; Mucorales; Phycomycetaceae. The transcript has 3 exons. The record is from RefSeq and is a predicted model, not a curated record. Gene Ontology annotation, cellular component: intracellular membrane-bounded organelle. Gene Ontology annotation, biological process: protein folding; protein peptidyl-prolyl isomerization.
UAAACAUGUCUAACCCCAAAGUUUUCUUCGAUGUCGCUGUUGACGGCAAGCCCCUUGGUCGUAUCGUGAUGGAGUUGAGAGCCGAUGUUGCUCCCAGAACCGCCGAGAACUUCCGCGCUCUCUGCACUGGCGAGAAGGGCUUCGGUUACGAGGGAAGCAUCUUCCACCGCGUCAUCCCCGACUUCAUGCUCCAGGGUGGUGACUUCACCAAGCACAACGGUACUGGUGGUCGCUCCAUCUACGGUGAGAAGUUCGCUGAUGAGAACUUCAUCCUCAAGCACAACACCCCCGGACUCCUCUCCAUGGCCAACGCUGGUCCCAACACCAACGGUUCCCAGUUCUUCAUUACCACCGUCGUCACCCCCUGGUUGGAUGGCAAGCACGUUGUCUUUGGCUCCGUUGUCGAGGGUAUGAACAUCGUCAAGGAUAUCGAGAAGCUCGGUACCUCCAGCGGUCGCACCAAGGCAAAGGUUUCCAUCGAGAAGAGCGGUCAGCUUUAAAUGCUUCUACUUUUUUUUUACAAAAACCAAUCUUUAAUCAAAUAUUAAUAAAAAUUGAAAGUUGAAUCUUUCACUUUUUGUCACAAUUUACACAU